AUGGCGCUGGCCAUAGACAUCGCCGAGUCACCAGAGAUGCGCAUCCAACGGCUGAUAUCCGAGAAUCCUGUGAUAAUCUUCAGCCGCUCGUCUUGCUGCAUGUGCCACGUCAUGAAAAAGCUGCUCUUCUCCGUCGGCGUCCACCCCACUGUCAUCGAACUGGACGAGGACGAGAUCGCUGCCGUUGGAAGUGGCGGCGCAGCGCCUCCGGCCUUGUACAUAGGCGGCACAAGCGUCGGUGGGCUGGAAAAUCUUGUGGCACUUCACUUGAGUGGCCAUCUUGAGCCUAAACUUAAAGAAGUUGGUGCUCUUACAAAUAUGGUAAUUAAAAUUAUUAAUGUUAAUUAA
Messenger RNA from Fraxinus pennsylvanica, 348 nucleotides. The record is from the annotation of a GenBank genome assembly. NCBI's taxonomy places the organism in Eukaryota, Viridiplantae, Streptophyta, Magnoliopsida, Lamiales, Oleaceae.